Aspergillus ochraceoroseus IBT 24754 is the source of this 1700-nucleotide messenger RNA. Its product is annotated as flavin-containing monooxygenase. Gene Ontology annotation, molecular function: flavin adenine dinucleotide binding; N,N-dimethylaniline monooxygenase activity; NADP binding. Bases 1 to 1584 code for a protein of 527 amino acids. Lineage: Eukaryota; Fungi; Ascomycota; Eurotiomycetes; Eurotiales; Aspergillaceae. The record is from RefSeq and is a predicted model, not a curated record. The transcript has 9 exons.
AUGUCGCACUUUAGUCAAGUAGUCGUCAUUGGAGCUGGAUUCUCAGGUCUCACCAUUGCCUGUCAGCUCCAGGAGAAAUUAAAACAGUUCGAUUACACGAUAUACGAGCGGUCUGAAGAUGUUGGAGGCACCUGGUGUGCAAAUCGAUAUCCCGGGUGUGCGGUAGACAUACCUGCCGCGCUCUAUAGUCUCUCCUUUGCUCCCCAUCCCGGGUUCUCCAAACUCUGCCCCAGUCAACCAGAAGUGUUGGCCUAUUUUCACAACGUUGCCAGCCGAUAUGGGGUCCUACAACAUGUCGUCUGCCAAACAGAGUGGGAAGGGGCCUACUGGCAGGAAUCCACCCAGACGUGGUCUGUUAAACUGCGGGAUUUAGUCCGUGGCACGGUCUUCUACCAUGAGUGUAAGAUCCUGAUCUCUGCCGUCGGGGCCUUGGUCAAUCCCAAUUCCUUCGAUCUGCCGGGAGUAGAUUCGUUCCGGGGCGAGAUCGUCCACACUGCACGCUGGAAGCGUGGUCUUUCUUUACGAGACAAAAAGGUGGUAGUGGUAGGAAACGGAGCAUCUGCUGCCCAAUUGAUCCCCGCUAUCAUUGACGAAACCAAGUCGAUCACACAGUUCAUCCGAACCCCACAAUACUUCGUCCCCAAUGACAACUGGGACAUCAACACCUUUUGGAAGGCCGUCUUUCGAUGGUUUCCGGGAUUCCUUCUCCUUUUCCGCUUCGUUAUCUUUCUGUCCUUGGAAAUGGCCACGGUCAUGAUUGGCCGAGGGGAGCAGGGCUCUCGUUCACGCCUCGUGGCGGCCAACAAGAGCCAGGCGUACAUGACAGGAUCAACACCAGAAAAGUACUGGCCCCUCUUGGUGCCACAGUACGAAAUUGGCUGUAAACGCAGGGUAUUUGAUAAAGCAAAGUACAUUCCAUGUCUCCGGAACGACAAGCUGCACCUUACCAAGGACCCCAUUGUCGCACUCCAAGAAUCUUCGGUCUUGACUCGCUCGGGCCAAAGCUACCCGGCAGAUGCAGUGAUAUUAGCAACGGGGUUCUCGUUGACCCACUGGAACGUCGAGGUCCGUGGUCGAAGUAAUCGCAGCCGAGAGGACCACUGGAAGGAGUUUGGCUAUAUCGAGGCUUACCAGUCAAUCGGCAUGAAUGGCUUUCCUAAUUUCUUCUACGUGCUGGGGCCAAAUUCGGGACGUGCCCACACGUCCACAUUAUUUGCCAUUGAAAACUAUGCACAUCUUAUUCUUCGGGUCAUCCGGCCCAUCCUUGAAGGACGCGCCGCUUCCGUCGAAGUGAAGCGGGCAUGCGAACAACGCUACAAUGAAGAGCUACACUCCGCCAUCGAGAAGACAGUCUUCACCGACUCUUGUGGCACUUACUUCAACGACAAGCAGACAGGUCGAAACUGGUUCAUCUAUCCUUGGAGUUCACUUCAGAUGUGGUACUCAACGCACUGGGCGGGUCUAGACGACUGGUCGUAUACAACUAUUCCAGCGGAGGGUUGUCUGCGCCGAGAGAAGUCGCUCCUAGAUCUAUGCAAGUGUCGAGAGGACCGGUCUAUCAGCCAGGGAAUCUACCAUUAUUGAAGUCAAUCCUUUUACUGCGUGACAUCGUUUUAUUAUUUUCUCUUUGCUUUCUUUUGCGUUCUCUUUUUUGUGCAUGCAUCUGGUUUGCCCUAGCAUGUUUUUUUUUUUUUUUUUUU